Messenger RNA from Phodopus roborovskii (desert hamster), 1289 nucleotides. RefSeq names its product YEATS domain containing 4 (gene Yeats4). The transcript is spliced from 7 exons. NCBI's taxonomy places the organism in Eukaryota, Metazoa, Chordata, Mammalia, Rodentia, Cricetidae. Gene Ontology annotation, biological process: regulation of DNA-templated transcription. Bases 177 to 860 code for a protein of 227 amino acids. The record is from RefSeq and is a predicted model, not a curated record.
GCUCUCCUACGGCGGGGCUGGAUGGCCGACCCCGACGCCGCGGGUGUGGAGGAGGUGGCAGUCCGGCGCCGCGAGCCCAGGUGACUCGCCCUCCUCCAGCCUAAAGCCCUCGGCCCGGGCGACGCCUCCGGCCUGAGCUCCUUCCCUGGCGGCCGCGGCCCCUCCCCUGGGACAAUAUGUUCAAGAGAAUGGCGGAAUUUGGGCCUGACUCCGGCGGGAGAGUGAAGGGGGUUACCAUCGUUAAGCCAAUAGUUUAUGGUAAUGUUGCCCGAUAUUUUGGGAAGAAAAGAGAAGAAGAUGGACAUACCCACCAGUGGACAGUAUAUGUAAAACCAUACAGAAAUGAGGAUAUGUCAGCAUAUGUGAAGAAAAUCCAGUUUAAAUUACACGAAAGCUAUGGCAAUCCCUUAAGAGUCGUUACUAAGCCGCCCUAUGAAAUUACUGAAACAGGAUGGGGUGAAUUUGAAAUAAUCAUCAAAAUAUUUUUCAUUGACCCUAAUGAGAGGCCGGUGACUCUGUAUCACUUACUGAAGCUGUUCCAGUCUGACACCAAUGCAAUGCUGGGGAAAAAGACGGUGGUUUCCGAGUUCUACGAUGAAAUGAUAUUUCAAGACCCAACGGCAAUGAUGCAGCAGCUGCUAACGACAUCUCGUCAGCUAACCUUAGGAGCCUAUAAACACGAAACAGAGUUUGCAGAACUUGAAGUGAAAACCAGAGAAAAGCUAGAAGCCGCCAAGAAAAAGACAAGCUUUGAAAUCGCAGAGCUUAAGGAAAGACUAAAAGCAAGCCGUGAAACUAUCAAUUGUUUAAAAAAUGAAAUCAGAAAACUUGAAGAAGAUGAUCAGACAAAAGACAUCUAAGCGCUGGCCGUGAGUCAAGCCACAAGCAGGCGGCCCUGCGGGGAUGGACUUGGUGCAGGUGCUGUGAUGUCUCUGGAGGAGCUGCGUGUGUUUGCCAACCACGGUUUCUCAGCUGCGAGGUCCAGUACUCACGGUGCCCCAGCCCUGGGAAAUCCUGUGUGGCAUCAUGAUGCUAAGCACAACCUUCAAGUGUGUCUUUUCUUAAAUUGGCUGUGUGUGGUUAUUUUCCUUUAGGCAGGCAUCAACAUCUUGUUAUACUUGUACAGAUUUGGUAGUGUGUGUAUUAGUGCUAGGAAGAAUUAGUAUUUAUAUUUAAUUUUUCAAGUUCCCACCUGUCCCGUUCUACCUCUUUUGUAUGGGAUGCGUCUUGUAAGUCUUCAGUAGAUGUAGUUUCUUAUGUCUUCUCCGAUCACUUUUCAAGCUUGCAAU